Rhipicephalus sanguineus (brown dog tick) is the source of this 2650-nucleotide messenger RNA. RefSeq names its product transport and Golgi organization protein 6 homolog. The transcript has 14 exons. The record is from RefSeq and is a predicted model, not a curated record. Lineage: Eukaryota; Metazoa; Arthropoda; Arachnida; Ixodida; Ixodidae. Gene Ontology annotation, biological process: protein secretion. The coding region runs from base 136 to 2379 and encodes 747 amino acids.
CGAAUCAGAUUUUUUUUUUCGACUGUAGAAAAGCUGUCCCCGUUCCGCGCGCGGUGUUUACAUGUUAACGCAUAUGUGCGUGGUCAAAGAAUGCCGCUUGCUCUUCGUUGUCAGCGUCUUUGGUUUUGAUUAAACAUGUCCAGUGGAGGUGCUGACAUGGCAGAGGGAGAACUAAAGGCGAUUAUCUCCAUUAUUGACCUGCUCAUCUCGACGAAGCACUUCAAUGUCGAUGGUCAAGUUGGAAGCCUUGACUUACUUCUAAAGCAGAGGCUUCACCAUUUUACCGAAGCAGUCUCAGCUGACAGCAACCUUUUUAAAGUCCUCUCUGAGAAUUCACCCCAUUUACUGCAGCCCCGUGGCAGUGAGAACCUGUAUUGGCUCUUCCUUGAUCACUGCAUUUCGCUAUUAAUGCUUCUGAAAAAUUUUCUGGACACAGCGUCUACGGCAGAAAUGCCACCACAGCUGCAGGGCUCUUCCCAGCAAUCCAACGCUCCACCGGCACCUCCUGCCUGCCUUGGUGCUCUGCAGCAAAAGACUGUGCAAAGCCUCCUGCAGUUUGUAGUGGCUCUCGGGAUCAAUCCAAAUCUCUUACCAGGAGUGGGGCUGGCGUUGGAACGACGGACAGUCAGUGCUGUGCCUGAAUGCAGCAUGUGUCUGCUUCCAUGGCAAAGGCAUAGAUUCCUAGUGGCCUCUGUGCGAGCGCUUCUGGUGUGCAUCAGGAGCUCAGUGCUUUCUAGCAUGAUUUUGCACCAUCACCUUGUUGAUAUUCUGGCAGCAUUGCUACAACUCUGCUAUGCACCAAUCCGCAAAAUUGCCAGUGACAAAGACAAUAAACCACAUUCCAGUUUGGAAAGUUCUCCUUCAACUUAUGAUGACCUGAACUCAUCAUUGGCAAAAUGUAGAGCUGCUGCACCGCCUGAUGAUGCCAGUUUAAUUCAAGAAAUGCUGGUGGACCGACAGUGCCUCUCUGUAGACUUGCAGUAUCUGCUGAAAAAUACUUAUCAACCUUUGAUUGUUCGAGAGCUUCUGCUUUUACUUUCAUAUGCAACCAAGCCCAAGGUUCAAAGUGUUUCAGGUGCUAAGAACACUCCACAGUGGCUAAAAGGCAUCUGUGGGCAACUCCUCACACAGUGCUUGCUGCACGAAGGAGGCCUCACACAAGUUAUCCUUGGCAUAUUCGAUGCAUGGAGUGUGGAUGACACUGGUGGGGUGGUGUCUGAGAAAGACUGGAAGAAAUGUGAAACAUUUGCCAAGAUUGUUGCCAGGAUGCCAAGCGCAAAGGUUGUUACUGUGGAAAGCUAUUAUGAUAGGAUUGCUGAACAGGUGGUGGAGCUUCUAUUUCGGCCACAAGGCUCUAUCAUGGACAAGAUCAUCUUUCGUGUAACAUGUACUAUUGUGGGUGCCAUGCUGGAGGAGCAGCCCCAAAAAACAUCAAGCCUUGUUUUAAGCAAGGUCUUUAGACCCCUUUUCACCUGCACCUGCCAGCAGGGUGCUGUCUUGACAUCUAAUGGUAUAAUUGCAUCAGAAGAGGAUUUGGGGAACUGCAUUGAAUUAACUCACAAGAUUGUGUCCUGCCUUGACCCCAACCAUUCAGUUCUUGAAGCAAUAGUUCCAGUUUUUCCAGUAAUUUUUGAGAUUGCUGUCUGCACUGAAAACACGGUGUCCUACCUACGGAAACCUUGUGAAGAAGUCUUGUGUGCAGUGUACCACAGCCAGCCAUCUACAACUUCAGUUGAGUUAUUACACUCGUGUCUCUUCAAAGGUACAAAUCACCUUCCGCUUGCCACAUUACGCGAUGAUGUUGCCUUUGUGCUUGGUAGUUGCGGUGGUGUCGAAGCAAUCCAUCGAUUGUCACCGUUGAGUGAUGAUGAAUGGCUAAAACGGAUAGAUCAAGCUUUCCUAGCUGCUUCCUCUGUGUUCCAGCAUGGCAGCUUGAAAGAGUCAUGCGCUACGUUUUUCAUGUCUCUGCUGAAGAAACUGACUGCGACCAUUGGAGAUCUUCUGCCAGGAGACACGAAUGACACUGUUUUGUCACCUACAUCACGGUGUGAGCUCGACUCACAGGAUGUAAAGGAUAACCUAUUGCUGUUACACCUUGUCGAAAACUUUGCUGAUUUACUGUCUGAAACUCUUUUACAAAAUAAGCCUUCUCUCCUGGAAUUUAUUGUGGAAACAUUAAAUCGAGUUACCCAGCUAUCAAAGAGUACCGAAAUGAACAGUCUGGCCUUACAAUCAACCCUAUUCUGCCUUACACUUCUGAGCCUCCUGAUCUCCACAGAAGACAUGGCUGCAGGAAAAAAUACAGAAGUGUGGCAACAGUGCUACAAGUGCCUGGCAUCCUUGGCAGGCACCACAGCAGCACUGAGAUCAGGAACUUAGCACACCAAUUACAGGUGUCAGUAGCAAGCCAAGGGGUGACAGCAGCACCACAGAAGUUGAGUGCUACAAAUAAUGCUGGCUGCUCUGCGCCGCAGGUGGCAGAUGACAAGCAAGCCAGAGCUGGACGUCAAAAGAAAUUGGCUGCUAUUGCAGCUGGAUUUAACAUUAUGUCUCUUGAUGACAGCCUUGGCUGUGAAGCAGAGGCUGCUGUAGCCUCUCAACAGCGGUUGGGAGAGGAAAUUUCUGGGGUGGCGGCACAAUCAUCGGGAGU